This is a messenger RNA of Anneissia japonica, 5774 nucleotides long. RefSeq names its product rap1 GTPase-activating protein 1-like. Gene Ontology annotation, molecular function: GTPase activator activity. The coding region runs from base 559 to 2910 and encodes 783 amino acids. Gene Ontology annotation, biological process: activation of GTPase activity; regulation of small GTPase mediated signal transduction. Gene Ontology annotation, cellular component: cytoplasm. The record is from RefSeq and is a predicted model, not a curated record. The transcript has 16 exons. NCBI's taxonomy places the organism in Eukaryota, Metazoa, Echinodermata, Crinoidea, Comatulida, Comatulidae.
GAUAUCAUAGUAUGGAACUGUUUGCUAUUAGUAGAAGGCGUCACAGGAUUUCAGACGAAAUUGGUUUCCUAGUGCCUCACAAUGUUAGAUUUUUUUAAUAGCGUGACGGAUCGCUGAUUGGUAACAAGCAUUUCCGAGAAGAAUAUUUUACUUUCCCGACUUACCUAUCUGCUUCCUCAAAGUAAUGCUUCAAAUGUGAUUACGACUAACAGGAUCUAAAAUAGGAACCAGAAAUAAGGUGCAUGCAGUUCGUCACACAGAUAUAUGUACGCUAUAUUUUAUGGGAAACGGAAAGAAUGGCGAAAGGGGUAUUUAUCUUCCUAUGCAAAGAACCUAUUAGUAGCUGUUACAUUUAAUGUUAAGACUCGAACUUAAGUACUAUUGUGAAGUUUAUCUAUUGAUCAAGGAAGCUUUUGCCAAAAUCAUUCAACCGGGUUUCAACGAGUUCAGAGGUCAUUUCAGAGAAAGGACUCUAUGAGUCAGAGAAUUUUUGUGUUUUUAUAUUUGAUCUCAACCAUUUUUUGUUAAAAAGCUUAUUCUGACACUACGUUUUUCAAGAUGCUCUCUGCGAAGACAAAAUAUCGUAUUUUAAAGCAAUCACCAAUGAUGCUCCGUAAGAGGUCAAACUCUUUGCCAGAAGUGCACUCAGGUUUAAGGAGGAAGAACAUGGACGUUCAACUUUUCUGUGAGGAUCAUGUUCCUCUGAAGCCUACAUCCCCUGAUGUUGAUGUUGAACUAGAUUUUUUUGAAUUCAUAACCAAAAUGCAGAGUAGUCGGUUGGACGAGCAGCGUUGUUCCAUGCCAUUAUUGGCACCAGGGGUUCCAAGCCCAGGUCCAAAUUCCCCAAAGAGAACAAGAUCACAAACGCGACGAUCGAACACAGAAAAAAUCCAAGAGGUUUUAAAAACUUCAACGGAAAAAGAGAGCGAGCCGCCAUCAAUUAUCCAGCCACAAGAUGGUGGAUAUUGGAUUGAUGGUAUCCAUGACGAUUCCCCAAGGAGCCUGGAGAUUAAACAAGAAACAGAACACUUAACGUCAGAGAAUAAACUAGAAUUUGAUGACACCGCUAAAAUGUACCGGCGAUAUUUCCUAGGCAAGGAACAUCUUAACUAUAGUGCCACAGAUGAGAACCUGGGACCGUUAAUACUAUCGGUGAAGCAAGAAGUCAUCGCGUCACAGGACUACAUAAGGUUAAUGCUGCGGAGUCGUAGCCGAACUAUACACGAGUUGCUUCCAAAUUCCUGCCUAGGUGACUCCCAGUUCUUGCCAGCCAAACUUGCUAAGCGUCUUGAAGAUGAAAUUUCAGUAGACAAAAUGCAUCCUAUCUUGUUCCUAAAGGGAUCUGAGCUCAUCGCAGCGUACGAUGAACAUGCACUGGUGAAUAAUUUCAAGUUUGGUGUCAUCUACCAGAAGCAUGGGCAAGCGACGGAAGAGGAGCUGUUUAGUAACCGCACCUCAAGUCCCGCGCUCGACCAAUUCUUAGGAAUUCUAGGAGAUAAAGUGCAAUUACUCAACUUUUCAGGCUUCCGCGGAGGACUGGACGUGAACCAUGGCCAGACAGGAUCGCAUUCCAUUUAUACCAAACACAAAGACAAAGGCAUCAUGUUUCACGUGUCAACAAUGUUACCGUAUACCGACGGUGAUAGGCAACAAUUACAAAGGAAGCGACACAUUGGGAAUGAUAUCGUAGCAAUCAUUUUCCAAGAUGAGGCAACACCCUUUAUUCCAGAUAUGAUAGCUUCAAAUUUCCUUCACUCGUAUAUAGUUGUCCGACCAAUUGAACCAAACACAGCAAACACAAGAUAUGAGGUUAGCGUAACGGCAAGAGAAGACGUGCCUUUGUUCGGCCCGGCGUUGCCAUCACCACCUGUUUUCAAGAAGGGGACCGAGUUCCGAGAAUUUUUACUUACGAAGCUUCUUAAUGCUGAGAAUGCCUGCUACAAGGCUCAGAAGUUUGCAAUGAUCCAGGAGAGAACAAAGAAAGCCUUAUUUGAUAAUUUAUAUUGUCAACUCACGGAGAAAAAUCAAGUUCUACUGAAUACGAUAGUGGAAUCUCAAAUCAUUCCGGGAAUGCCACGUGGAAGCGAGAACAACAACAGCUCCAGUAUCCUCGAUUCCUUUAAGAAUGCGUUUAAGAAAUCAAAAUCAACGGAGAAUGGAACAAUAAAAUCAAACGGUGUUGUAACACUCAGCGUAAACCAAGAGCCAGUAGAAAAAACUAGCCCAUCUACAAAGACAAGGUUUAUGAAAAUGCAAAGAAAUAACUCAGGAGGACUGUUGAUGAACAUGGAAGAUGGCAGUGCUAGUGAAAAAUUAAAAAGGAAGGAUAGUAAGAAAAAGAAACUAACUUCAAGGGAUAGUGUGCUAAGUCGGUCAUCACACACAUCUGACAGUAGCAAUGACAGUCAGCCGUCAGCUAAAAACUCUGGCUCUUAUCACUCGCUACCGAGCACACCAGACGUAUCACAUAACCGAUACUUUCACCGCAAUCUAACGCCAAGCAACUCGUACGACAGCUUUAAUAGCGAGGAGGAUCAACAGCACUAUCUCGAGGAUUCCGACACUGGAGUGGUUAGUAGUGGCCUUUGCCUCAAUUGCAAUGGAAGCAUGUCUUCCGGGUGUGCCUCAAGUAACAAGCCAAGCCCAACGGCAAUCGUCUGCACAUUCUGUCAGGAAGGGGGUAAAUGCUCAAUAGCAUUACAACAAGAAUCAGAAAUGAACAAAAUGAAGGCAGAAAUGGAUAAAAUGAAGGAAGAGAAUAUUGAACUACUGCAACAAAACAUACGGUGCCAUGAUGAGAUGCAAACAUUACGAGAACGAGACCAGCAGAACACGGAAGAACUUACCUUAACGAAGAAGGAACUCCUAAGAUUGAAAGAAGUCAAUCGAGGAUCUGUUUCCGAUGUUUAAAGCGAAAAAAAUAUAUACAGACUAAUAAAUAAGCUAAAAAAGAGAUAUUUAUUUUCGUGACGUGGAGAUUUUUAUCGUAGCUCGCAUUGAACGCUUGAAUGGACAGUAAGAUUUUUUGAAUAAAGACUAGUUGUCAAUUCAUUUUAUGAAUUGACAACUUGCAAUUCACAAGGAUUGUGUAUAUAUUCAAGCCCAAAUGAUAACGAGGACAGAUUGAGUUACAUCAUGAAAUAUGUUGAUAUGUUUUUUUAGGAGAACAGUGGAGAAUAAAGAAAAAAACAAGAUUUGAUCCUGAAAGAAAUAUUAUUUGUACUCAGUCAUGCUCUGGAAUAUAUUGAAGACAGCUAAUUGUGAAUAAAUUAACAAGGAUGUAGAUUAUUGAUUGAUAUUGGUUGAUGUAUUGAUCAUUAUUGUAGCAUUGUUCGAUCAGUCACAAUUUCCCAUGCUUAACAUCUAAAUCAAAUCCAUGCUCGUCAUUGUAAUUGCUGUUGUAUCAAUAGAGGGAGUGCUGUAUGACUUGCCUUCAGUUGAUCAUUAAAAAGGUGCAAUUAAUGUAUAAUACAAAUUUACUUUUAUAUGAUAUUAUAAAAAGAUGGUUGAAUAGAUUAUCGAGUAGGGGUAAAACUGUUUAAAGAGGGGGUUUUUUGUUUGUAAAUAUAAUAUAUACAUUUAACUCAUCAUGGUCAACAAUUCUUUUAUGAAACUAUUUUAAAAUUAUAUUUUUAAAAUGUUUAAGAUAAUUUUUAAAUGAAGAUUCAUUUGUUAUAGUGUUGGUCUAGAAUUAAUUAUUUAUCAAAUUGGUUGUUUAUUUAUCUUUACUUUCUGAGUGUUUAGGCCUAAAAUAAGGACUUUUUAAUUGUUAUUCACAAUGUGUAGCCUUAUUUUCCUCUGUUGUGAAAAGUUUGUUUUAUCCAAUAUAUAUAUGUAAUUAUGUCAGAAAGAUGUUGGUAUAAAAUUUAAAUAUCAGAAUUGAAGUUCAUAUGCAACCAAAAUACAUUGCUGAAACUGAUGGGGAAGUGUUACCAUGACUGUAUAGCAAUUGCAUCAUGGGACUGUUAUGAUUUGAAAAUUGAAACUUCAUAAAGUAACUGAAGUUGUAGUAAACUAAAGUAAAGUGAGUUGAGAUUGUUUAUGUUUAUACAAAUAUCGUUUUGUGUUUUAUUGAACAAAGUGAAUUGUUAAUCUUUAUGUUAAAUUUGUUUAUACAUUUUUUUUUUCUCAUAGAAAUAUAUCUUUGGUCUGUUUUGUAACAUGCAUUUCUAUAAUCAUGGGUUAAAACGUCAAAUACAAUAUUUAAUUUUACUUUUCUGAAAUAUUUCCAGCAACCAAUCAAAUAUCAGCCUCAUAAACAUAUCAAAAGUUGAGUUUGUAAAUUGUAAGUACUGUAACAAUAUGUUUUCCCCUGUAUAAUAAAAAUAACUAUAAAAUAUCAUGUAGUAAAUUUAAAUAUGAGAUUGUAAAAUAAAAUGUAUAUUGAUACGUAGGCCAAACAUUGUGUGGAGAAGAUUAGAAAUACAGUAAUGUGUUAUUAUUACCUCGUGGUCACUGGACCCAGAAAAUCGUUUUUUAAAUGCACAUUUUGGGAGGAUAAUUCUAGUAAUUUUAAAGUAGUUUUGCUUAAUAUCAUAAUUGUUUAACUUAUUAAUUAAUUUAUUAAUAAAUCUUGAGAUUAUAACUGAGCAUUCAUCUUCAUAUGACUGGAUAUAUGGGAGAAGCAUUAAAGAUCUAAAGUUGCAGGCUGAAACGUUGCAAUUUGAUAAAUUUUGAGGAUUCAUCCUACAUUGUCUGUUAAAAAUGAAACAUCCAGAAUUCUCAAUUCUUGAUUGGUUACAGAGCACUAAGGUACAAAUGGAUACCAUUUCAUCUAUAGUAUGCACUUUUGACCUUUGGAAUAAUAAGUGCAACAUUGUCUGAUGAGGCUACUUUAAUAACAUAUUUUGAUACCAGUAUUUCAAACAAUGGCCCAAUUAUGAAAACUAUAAGGUUUCUCAUCCAGGUUUUAUGAAAAAUAAAUGAGGAUGAUUAUCCUUUUUUUUUUUGCUACAACAAAUACACUUUGUUGCAUGUACGUCUCUGGCCUACACAUGGAUACCAUUGCCCAUAAAAUGUAAGACAUUUUACCUUGUGUAAAAAAAACGAUAUAUAAGGGAACAAGAAACAUUUGAUAUUAUGCUUUGGCCUUAUAUAAUACUAUUAUGUAACAUCGAAAAUCACGUGCAGAGGUGCUCCUGAGGAGCAAGAACAAUUAAUUUAUAAUGUUUGUUAGGUUUACCUCAGCACUUAUUGAUGUUCAAAUUUGACCUCAAUGGUUUAUUUGUUGUACAAUUGUAACUUGUUGAAAUUUGACUCCAAUCUUUGCUUGAUCAAGUGUUAAAUUGAUUGUAAUUGUCAUGCAUGCAUCAAGUACUACUUAAAAACAUCUAUGAUUUGAUGUGUAGAUGUUUAAAAAAGCAAGCAAGGCAGUUAUAGAUGAUGUAUUCUCGGCCUAAUUCCAUCACCGCUGCCGUUAUAAAUAAUAUUGCAAGGCCUGGUAAUGUCAAAUUACCACUUGUUCCUUCAGAGAAUGUACUUAAAUGUUACACAGUGGCGUCCUUUGCACAACGAGACUGUACAAAGCUAAAAAAACCGGACCAGUCAUGCCUAUAUGUGGGUGAAAGUCAUAACACCCCAAACAUUGAAAAUGUGAUGUUCCUUGUACACCAAUUUUAUUGUAUAGUUCUGUGUAUACAAAUCAUGUUAUAAGUUCAGAGUUUUGUAUUUAUUUUUCUUCCAAUGUCUGACAUAUGUUGGUCACUGUAAAAGUGACUAGUCUUAUCCUAGUCCAUUAUGAAAUAAAGCACUCGACCUACUGUCGGUAAUUAUAA